GGGGAGGACCUCCUACAUAUGUAUACUCCCCAUUCCUGACCCCCAGCAGGAAAACUUGUUAGCAGGCUAGACGUUUGCAAGAAAUAAGGUUCCCUGUGGUUUUGGAGGUCACUCUUUUGCAUCACUUGCAAGAUUGUUUAAAAAUUUCAUGAUACACGGCACUAUCUUUAUAACUUAUAUUCUUGAUUUUAGCUUACUGGACCUUCUAUGUUGCCAACUUUAAACAGUCAAUCAUCAGGCGAUGUUGUUAUAACGGAACGUGUUACUAGAAAUUUGCACUUGCUGAAAAGAGGAGACAUUACCAUUGUAAGAUCUCCACAAGAUCCAACAUCCUGUUGUUGUAAAAGAAUAGCUGCAAUGGUAAGUUACUUUGUUUCCCUAUUUUUAAAUAAAUACCUCAUUUUUUGUAAACUCUUAUUAACUUUAAAGGCUCAGUUUGCACCAUCAAGCUUUGUGCACAUCUGUUAUUGUUAUGAUUUACACAAAGUCUUGAUUAGUGUUAACUUACUGAAGAUUUCUUCCCAGGUACCAAAAGGUCAUGUUUGGUUGCUAGGAGAUAACCCUGAUGACUCUACAGACUCCAGAGAUUAUGGCCCAGUCCCCUAUGGGUUGAUCAGAGGAAGGGUCUGUUUCAAGGUUUGGCCUUUGUCAGAAUUUGGUAGAAUUGAAUAAGUCACAAUUAUAAGGAAAUGCAGUCGAAUAACAUCAGAAAAACAAUGUAAAAAUAUAGGAAAAGUACAAAUGAAAACACCACAAUUCCACUUA
Molecule: messenger RNA, 765 nt
Organism: Exaiptasia diaphana
Lineage: Eukaryota; Metazoa; Cnidaria; Anthozoa; Actiniaria; Aiptasiidae
Product: mitochondrial inner membrane protease subunit 1
Exons: 4
Coding region: 208-672 (154 amino acids)
Cellular component (GO): membrane; mitochondrial inner membrane peptidase complex
Molecular function (GO): serine-type endopeptidase activity
Source: RefSeq, a predicted model, not a curated record